Molecule: messenger RNA, 729 nt
Organism: Dendrobium catenatum
Lineage: Eukaryota; Viridiplantae; Streptophyta; Magnoliopsida; Asparagales; Orchidaceae
Product: cellulose synthase-like protein G3
Exons: 1
Coding region: 55-663 (202 amino acids)
Biological process (GO): cellulose biosynthetic process; plant-type primary cell wall biogenesis
Cellular component (GO): plasma membrane; trans-Golgi network
Molecular function (GO): cellulose synthase (UDP-forming) activity; mannan synthase activity
Source: RefSeq, a predicted model, not a curated record
AAUAAAACUCCAACUUAUCUCCCUCAACACAAAUACUCAAUCUUUCCUCCUCUUAUGGCUCCCUUACUCCACACGCACCAAAUCCAUCCCCGCGCCACCUUAAACCGCCUCCACUUCCUUCUCUACUCCUUAUCCCUCCUCCUCCUCCUCCACCACCACACCACCACCCCCUCCUCCUUCCUCCUCCUCCUCGCCGACAUCUUCCUCGCCUUCAUGUGGCUCCUAUCCCAAGGCUUCCGCUGGCGCCCCGUUUGCCGCUGGGAGUUUCCCGAACUACUCUCGAAAGUCAUAGCAAGCAAGGAUUUUCCUGCUUUAGACGUCUUCAUCUGCACCGCCGACCCUUAUAAGGAGCCGCCGGUGGGCGUGGCGAGCACCGCCCUCUCUGCUCUAGCCUUUGACUACCCUUCCGAUCGCUUAUCUGUCUAUGUUUCUGAUGAUGGAGGUUCAGACCUCACGCUCUUUGCCUUCUUCGAAGCCGCUAAAUUUGCUAGGUGUUGGCUGCCGUUUUGCAGAGAGAAUGGAGUCAUGGAGAGGUCCCCUGAAGCUUACUUCCAGUCCGGUGGUUGCGAUGGAGAAGCAGAGGAAAUGAAGGUACGGCGACUUGCUCUUUUUGUUCUCUACGUUGAUAGAAUUAAUAUUCUCGUGGCCAUAUGUAAUAUAUAAUUAAGAAAUAUUAUAAUGAGGCUGUUUGUUUUGUAGAAGGUUAUAAAUAUUUUAAAAUGUUUUGUA